ACGUAUCGACAUGAAACUGUCCAUCAGAUCAUCAAUUUUCUCACACAUGGUCGCCCGCCCAAUUUGAUGGAGGUAGCUUACUGCACUAACACCGAAGCCACAGAGCACGUCGCUUCUGGCGAUGAAAUUAUCAUCACCAAGGACCAGUUGUCUAUCGACUGGGGGGGAUGUCGCCCUAUCGAAAGUCUUCUUACAGAAUGGCUUACACUCUCUCAUAAUAGUAAAGAUAUCAUGGCAAACUUGCCUCAUUGCUUACUGACACAAAACUUGAAGGAAACCAAGAAAAUAGGCAGCGCCAGAAGGAAGAUUCUACACAACGAGCCGUCCAACGAGUCGUGGAUGUUCCUCAACCUCUUCAACCCAUUGCCUAUGUCCUCCCCGGGCUUCCUCAAUAACCCAAACGCCCAACACCUGCAGUACCUCGAGGAUAAGCAAGGCAAAGACGCUACAAGGAGAUUUCCGUACGGCAUCCUACUCAGUGAAGGAGGACAACAUACCGGCUCCCAUAUCGACUUCCUUGGAACUGCAACAUCCGUCACUGUGCACGAGGGUACAUAUGGCUUUGGCUGGAUACAUGUACGGGAUAUGGGGGAUCUAGACGCAUGGACACAAGACCCUCUCUCGGUAGACGUCGGAAGAAUGGCACGUUAUGUGGUCCUUCACCCGGGCCAAACUGUGUAUAUGCCUUCUGGAACUAUUCACUUUAUCUUCCGCAAGCAG
Messenger RNA from Fusarium oxysporum Fo47, 720 nucleotides. RefSeq lists its product as uncharacterized. The record is from RefSeq and is a predicted model, not a curated record. The transcript has a single exon. The annotation marks the transcript as partial. NCBI's taxonomy places the organism in Eukaryota, Fungi, Ascomycota, Sordariomycetes, Hypocreales, Nectriaceae.